This is a messenger RNA of Camelus dromedarius (Arabian camel), 1650 nucleotides long. RefSeq lists its product as uncharacterized. NCBI's taxonomy places the organism in Eukaryota, Metazoa, Chordata, Mammalia, Artiodactyla, Camelidae. The record is from RefSeq and is a predicted model, not a curated record. The transcript is spliced from 9 exons. Bases 1 to 888 code for a protein of 295 amino acids.
AUGCCGCUCCCAGCCCCACAGCCGGGAAACCAGUGCCCCGAGGAGGUACCAUCGGAGGACACGGCGAGUCUCGGCUCCCUCCGGGGCUGGGCGGGAUGGGUCCUGGCUCCACUCGCUGACGCCCCUUAUUUCCGGGUGUACGGAAGCACGUACCACGUACGCACGCAGCACGCAGACGUGGGAAAGAACUGUGUGAGGAGGCGCUCCUGGAAGAGGCGGCAGAGCCGGGGAGGAGCAGGGCGGAGCUUUCAGGGGGAGGAGCAGCUGAGGGCGGAGCCGAGUGGAGCUGGGGAGGAGUGGAGCGGAGCUGACAGGGAUGGAGCUGUGGGUCUUGGGAACCCAUGGAGGGUGGGCGGGGACAGGCAGUGCCCUUUUGAGUCUCUUGACAUAGGCGUCCAGUCCAGGCCGCAGCAGUCGGCCAGAGUCGCAGUGGCAGCCCCCAGCGUUGUCAGCGACCUCAUCGGACCGUCGGAAUGGACCUCAGACGACAGGGAGGCGGAGAGAGGGCGGAGCCUCUGGGCUGAGUCCUGCAUCUCAGGGCUGAAUGCUCAGGCCAGUUCCCCUCCUCCAGGCCGCCCUGGGACUGCUGGCCAAGUCCUGAGGUACAGUCUUGGUCUGGCCUUUUUGCAGAAGCCCGAGGAAGCAGGGAUGCUGGCCCUGAGAAUGGUUACCAGCUGUGUCCUGACACCCCAGAACCUCCUCCUAGCGGUUUCAAAUCAUGAGGGACGGUUCCCGGAAUGCUGGGCUGCUGCUGGAGCUCCUCCCGAAUCUUGCUUGAAGCAAGAGAACUUGCCCAGUGAGCCGGAGACGUUUGAUAUGUGGCUGCUGGUGGGGAACAGCUGUGAUGGUGCUGCUGGGCGCCGAUCCUUACUACAAUCUGAUGUCUGACUUCCCGGUGAGUUUCUUCACCUGCUCCUUCCCGUGUCCUCCACAAAUGAAGUCCUGGAAGAGCGGGCCUCCUCCCCCUCCCUCUCUGGUCAUCAGGAUGCCUCCUCCUGCCCCUCGGAGGCUGGUUUCCUCCUGUCUUCGUAGGCCAGCUUUGGACUCAGUAUUGGCCUAGAGGCUCCAAACUGUAUGUGACCCCAAAGGCCCUGUCCCCGGCUUCCGCUGUGUCCCCUGGCAGCUCCAAGCUCCGGUUGGCCAAGGCCCUCUUCACACGGCCCAGAUUGUGUGGUCCAGCCUGAGAUCUUUCUGAAAGGUUCCUCGGAAGACAUCUGACUAACCCCACACUUCAUUCUGGAGGAUGUUGGAUUCCAGGCUCUCUUGCUCAAGACCACGUGACACAUCCUCGGGAAUGGCCCAGCGUCCCUCAGACAAGUGACACCCGCUGCUCAGAACCUCCAGCACGGGUCCUGGGGUGGCUGCAGAGACAGAGUUGAUUGAGUCUCCCAUACCUGUGUUGAGUUGGGCCCUGUGUCCAACGGCCUCGAACUAUCUGGUUGUCCCAUUUCCCAGUGUUGGGUCGCCCGGUGCAGAGCCCGAGGUCCCUUUGGGAAGGGCUGGGGGGUCAUUCCUGUGUCUCCUGCCACAGUACUGUAAUGUCCUUCCCCCGUGGACCCGGCCACCUCCCUAGUCGGUUCCAGGUCUGAAAACUGGCUCAGGGGCAGAGCCUGGGCAAGGGAUCACAAUUCAUGUAUUGGGGUGACUGCC